AUGAGUUUCCCACCACCAGGACCUCCUCCGCCGCCGUACUACGGACCUCCAGGGUGGCUUCCACCGCCUCCACAUAACAAGCCGAAUCAUCCUUACCCCCAUCAACCCCCCGGACAACUAUCAGGACACGGGCCAAUUCCAUAUCCCUACUAUAUACCUGGUGCUGUCAUGAUGCCAGUGCCAAUAAUGCCACAUCCACCAGAAGGUCAGCCAACAUACAUUACGAACAUUAUUUAUCAAGGAGAGUCUUCUCAGCCUUCUGAAGUUCAAAUAUCUGAAAGUGAAGGCGACUUCAAUUGGGUUCCGUCAACCGCGACCACUGCUAGCUCAUUGGCUGGGAAAGCUGUGAUAGGAGGACACGAAGGCUGGGACGGAAGUCCGUUGUGGGUUAUAAGAGCUUGGCACAAUGGAGAUCAGAUCCCUGGCAAGUUAUCAGUGAGACACAACGCUGCGUCGGUCAUGUAUAACGGAAAAGAAAUUCCGGUUCAGAAUAUCGAAGUUCUGUGCGCGAAGCCUGACAACCUGCGGUGGGUGCCGUCUUCCAAUGGAUCGGUUCCACCAUCAGCUAUUCCUGGAGGAAAAACGGCUAGUGGGGAGACACUGUACGUCGGAAGAGCAAGACAUCAGUUGUCCAUAACGCCAGGAAAGAUUCAUCCAAGUCACAAAGCAUGUUACAUAGGUUUUGGUGGCGCCGAGGUCGCACACAAUUUAUAUGAUGUUCUCUGCAGAAUAAGUUAA
This is a messenger RNA of Danaus chrysippus (African queen), 738 nucleotides long. The record is from the annotation of a GenBank genome assembly. Lineage: Eukaryota; Metazoa; Arthropoda; Insecta; Lepidoptera; Nymphalidae.